AUUUAUCAAUGACCGCUCGAGAAAAGAAAGGAGUGGGGAACCCCGACGGACGACAUAACAAUACCAGUUUCGACCACAGCCCACGGAGGACUCGUUCUUCUCUUUUCCGUCUCGAUUUCCACAACAGUUUUCAGCCGCGUUUUUUCCGUCCAGGGCCGGCCUCGACUUUUAUCAAGCCCCAUCAACGGACUUCGAGUGCGUCUGCGAUCCCCUUGAGAUCUUCAGGUGAAUUCUGCUCCAGGACCAGCGGCCGAAUGCGGUGAAAGUGUGUGCGCAUUCGAAUCACCAGAGGCUUUCUUUCGGAUUACAAUAAUAUUCGUUUAUUAUGAUGACGAAUGCCGCUUUCCCCGACGGCCUCGUACAGAGAUGGACGGAAAACAUGCCACUCGAAAAAGAAAAUGGAUGUGAACUUGCCUAGUUUCAGAGGAGAUAGCGUGUUGUGAAAUAGGUGUCUGGUGGUAAAGAUGGCGAUGAAUCUCAUGCUGGCUUGUUUUUGUGUCUGUGUCCCGUACGUCUUCUCGUGGGUGCAAAACCUGGAUCCUCGAAUGUACACGACUUACAAUGAAAACCAAAUCCACAAGUUCAAAGGGAAUGACAGUUUCACAGACUUUUUCAAGUUGCUUGAAACGGAUUAUCACAGUGUUUUAAUUGGCUCAAGAAAUGCUGUGUAUAACAUCAGUAUUGAAAACCUCUUAGAAAAUACUAAGCAGAGGAUAGUAUGGAAUCCUACAGGUGCCCACAGGGAACUGUGCUACCUAAAAGGCAAAACUGAAGAAGACUGCCAAAAUUAUAUCCGAGUAGGAGCCAAAUUAGAUGAAGAUCACUUUUUAAUAUGUGGUACAAAUGCUUACAAACCUUUGUGCAGGCAUUAUAAAUUAAGUGAGAAUGUUAUGAAAGUUGUCAACGAGAGCGAAGGUCAUGGCUGGUGUCCGUACGAUCCCAAUCAUAACAGCACUGCCCUUUAUACAGACGGACACGUUUACACUGCUACUGUAGUAGAUUUUGGAGGAGUUGAAUCUUUUAUAUAUAGGGAUCCUUUGUCUACAGAGAGAUCAGAUCUAAAGCAGCUCAAUGAUGCGAGCUUUGUAAGCUCCAUGAGCUACCAAGAUUAUGUAUUUUUCUUCUUCCGAGAAGCUGCUGUCGAAUAUAUUAACUGUGGAAAGGUAAUUUAUUCACGAGUGGGAAGGGUAUGCAAAAAAGACAAAGGUGCACCCCAUCUUUUUGGUAAUAGGUGGACCUCCUUUACCAAAGCAAGACUGAACUGCUCAAUCCCAGGAGAUUAUCCAUUUUAUUUCAAUGAAAUACAAUCUACAAGUGACAUCAUCGAAGGGGUUUAUGGGUCGAAACAAGUUAAACUUAUUUACGGCGUAUUCACGACUCCAAUAAAUUCUAUCGGCGGGUCUGCGAUUUGUGCAUUUUCUGUAGAUUCGAUCAUGGAGACGUUCAACGGCCCUUUCAAGGAGCAGGAAAGCAUGAACUCGAAUUGGCUCCGUGUAUCUCCAUCACGGGUACCUGUACCAAGGCCUGGCCAGUGUGUCAAUGACAGCAGGACGCUGCCUGAUGUUUCCGUCAACUUUGUAAAAACUCAUCCUUUGAUGGAUCAAGCAGUCCCUUCAUUUGCCGAACCGCUUCUAGUAAGAAUUAGUUUAAGAAAUCGUUUUACCGCUAUAACGGUCGACCCGCAGGUUAAAACAAUAACUGGAGAACCAAUGGAUGUUCUUUAUAUUGGGACUGAUGAUGGUAAAAUCAUAAAAGCAGUCAAUUACAUUAAAAAGAGCAAACCGGAAGAAAGCAAAGCUUUCUUUACAGAAGAAAUACAAAUAAAUGGAAUUAAUUCUGCCAUCAAAUCACUUUCAAUCACAAGGGUUCCAGACAAGCCUCCUAAACUUCUGAUAAUAACUAAUGAUGUUGUCCAUACAAUUCCAUUGUAUAGAUGUACAAACAUAAAUUCAUGCAGAGAAUGUGUGGCGAUUCAGGACCCAUACUGUGCUUGGGACUCUCUAUCAAAUUCUUGCGUAGCCCAUGGAGAAUUUGCUGGAAACAAGAAGAAUUUCUUACAGAAUAUCGAAAGGGGAUCUCAUAUUUCUUGUCAACCACCGGGCCAAGUGAAAACUGGUAUAGCAGCAAGCCCUGCAGAGAAAGAGGUUACUGAGGAAGGAAGGAAUAUUGAUUUAUUCAAUUGCCCGAAGUGCUCUAUUUGUAAUCCAAGUCCCUGUGCUGGAGAAAAUGGCAUCGGAGGACAAGAAAAGAUAGUCAUAUACACAGCUGACACAUUAGGAAUGGUCGUAACUACUUCUGUACUGGCAACUCUGGUUAUCGGAUUUGUUGCUGGAUAUUUCUGUUCCCGUCAUUUUCGUCCAGACAACGCUUAUACGAAUAUGCCCCUUCACCAACAUAACAGCAAUAUGAAUGGAGAAGGCGCAUCGUAUUUAUCACCGUGUGUGAACAACAAGUCGAUAAACCUGCUUGUGAAUGUCCCUCCAAAAAAUGCCAAUGACAAGAUUGCCAACACAACUUCCGAUAAUAAUAAAACGUUGCAAAAAGUUAAAAAAACUUAUAUAUAGAAUUAUUAUUGAUCUUUGAAGCAUAUUAAAAGUGCGAACGAUGUGUUUCAUGCACAUGUAGGUCGGCAUAAGAAAACGUGAACUAGGUUUAUUUGAAACUUUACAUGUUUUCUACAUCAUUCCCUAUUUAAAAUCUGACAAUACAGAACCACCACCUGUUAUUUAUUGUUAUACUGUUAAAUUUUAAUGAAGAAAUCAAAUGAAAUAUCUUGUGAUAUAUUAUUUAUAUCAGCAUGGCUGGUUCCCAUGUCUCUGCUGUUUUGUUACAACCUAAGUGUUGUAAAAAAGUUUUUUAAAUUUUUUAAAUCAUUUAAAUCUUAUUGUUACAACAUUAUAUAUAGAUAAAUUUAAUUAUAAUUAUCACGAUGAAAGUAAAAUGGGAAAGUUUAUAAUAGGAAUUGAAAAUUUAUAAUCGUUGACUAUAUGACCAGGAACUAUCUUUUUUUUAUCGUUUUUAUUUUUGUUUUAAAAUGUGUCUUCAUUGUUUUAGGGAAAAGAAAAAACAUUUUAAAAUGAAAUCUCUUUUCUGGUUAUUUAAUUCAUAAAAUUCAUAGGUCGAGACAUAUUUGACAAAGGAAUUUGGUCGGAUGUGUGCUGAAAUGAAAACUUAAUUAAUAGAUUUUUUCUAUAAGUAAAAUAAUUUUUCAAAAAUCCUGCUAAUAGAUACUCUUAAAUGUCUACCAUAAAGGGUCUCUUAAUGUAAAUAUGUCGAAAAUGUAAAUGAUUUUAGAUGAAAUUGUAUAUAAUUUUACAAACUUUCACAUUCUUUCAUGUUAAAAAAUAAAUAAAUAAAAACAAAAGGAAAUGUAAAAUAAUCUUGUAAAUUGUAUAUUUUGUUUAUUUUAGAUUUAUAUAUUCCAAAGGAGUUUGCCAAGGUAAAGUUUGUUUUACAUAUUCUUUGAAAAUUUAUUUUUUAAAACUUGACUGUGAUCUAAGAGAUAAUUUUCAGUGUAAUCUUUAAUUAAGGAAGUAAUGUAAAUACUCAAUGUGAUUAACAAGCCAUGACAUUAAAGUCAAAAAUUUUGGUCACAUCCAUUUUAAUUUACAGUACAGUGUUUACAAAAAAAAAAAAAAAUCAUUGUUGUUAAAUAGAACUGAGAUCUCGUUUAUUUUUGUAAAAAUAUAAAUUUAUAUUGUCACAUAAAUACUUCAAUAUUGUAAUCUUAGUUGUUUGUAAUUUGACGCAUAAUUAUUAUUGCUCAUUAAGUACUAAAAAUUGCAUUAAAAUCUUUAGAAUCUUUGAAGAUAUUUUAGUUUCUAUAAUAGAUGAAAUUAAAUAAUAUAUAAACAAAGCCUUGCUCAUUUUCAGAUGUAUAUCUAAUAAAGUAUACUAUAUUUGUGUAUAUUUGUUUUUAGUAAAAAUAGAUUCUUUUUUAGGGCUUGUGUAUUAUUUUUAUUACAGAGUUCCAGUUGUAUUCAUACUAUUUAAAAACGAUAAAGAUGUUUUAUGUUUUUUUACGCAAUGUUGCAGAUAGGAAUGUAUAGUUGUUAGUUUUUUUAAACAGUAGGCUUUAAGAAAUCACUAAAGUGGAUUAAAGAGUGUAAGUAA
This is a messenger RNA of Cimex lectularius (bed bug), 4113 nucleotides long. RefSeq names its product semaphorin-1A-like. Gene Ontology annotation, molecular function: semaphorin receptor binding; chemorepellent activity. Gene Ontology annotation, biological process: axon guidance; positive regulation of cell migration; semaphorin-plexin signaling pathway. The record is from RefSeq and is a predicted model, not a curated record. Bases 465 to 2564 code for a protein of 699 amino acids. NCBI's taxonomy places the organism in Eukaryota, Metazoa, Arthropoda, Insecta, Hemiptera, Cimicidae. The transcript has 20 exons.